Molecule: messenger RNA, 2157 nt
Organism: Letharia lupina
Lineage: Eukaryota; Fungi; Ascomycota; Lecanoromycetes; Lecanorales; Parmeliaceae
Exons: 3
Coding region: 1-2157 (718 amino acids)
Biological process (GO): protein phosphorylation
Cellular component (GO): cytoplasm
Molecular function (GO): ATP binding; protein serine/threonine kinase activity; protein binding
Source: RefSeq, a predicted model, not a curated record
AUGAGUGACAACAAGCAGGGUGGCGUGUUAUCAGUGCCAGAUCAGGCGUCCGAGCCAAUCGUAGCAUUCUACCUUACCCAAGAGACAGAUCUACCCGUCAAAUUUCAAGGCGAAUACCAGGUAGUGACAAUCAAGAUCCCUGGUUCGUCAGGACAGCCUGUACAAAAGCCAGCAUUGAGGGUCACCUUCGCCCACGAUCAAUCUAUCGAAGAGCUGGUAGGACUGGUUGGGUUUGGAUCCGAUCCUCGAUGCCACCUCUUACUCCCGGCAGACGUUGUCGACCCAGUGCAUUGCAGGGUCUACGCUCAACUCAACUCUGGUCCCCAAGUUUGGCUAGUAGAUGAUAGUUCAACGCAGGGUACACAGGUCGAAGAAGAUCAGGAUCCACGCCACAAGUCAAUCAAGACUGUCCAUGGUCGUCGCCAGGCCGUACAAGGAUUGCAUGCUGUCAGGAUCGGUCCCUAUUUGUUCAAGAUCCGAGCACCAGUCAGCAACACAGAAGUCCGACGACGCGAAGACUGGUUUCGCCUCAACAAACCCAUUCCAGUCACAAGGAAAAUGCUAGAUCGACAGCUAGACGGCCUCGCGUACGACUGGCUUCGGAUGGAUCGUGUUGGAAGUGGAGCCUUCGGGAAUGUGUACAGGUACAUGGAAAGGAACACAGCAUUAUUCAUUGCUAUCAAAGAAGAGCGGACCAGGUCCAAAGAGCACAAAGCGAUGGUUAUGCAGGAGAUAAAAUUCAUGAAAAGUUUGCGUCACCCCUUUCUCGUCGACAUCCUAUUCAGCCACUCCGACAACAAAGCGCUGCCAAUGUUUUUAACCGCAAUGCCUCUUUACUUCGGCAACUUGGGAUCUAUACUGCCACUGCCGAACAUGUCUACGACGGAGCGAGUAAUGCUCCAGAUCGCUGAGGGUCUACGCUUCAUGCAUUCCAAUCUGAUCUUGCAUAGAGAUCUGAAACCAGCAAAUGUCUUGGUCACUUCCCAAGAAAACAUCAAGAUCGCUGAUUAUGGUUGGGCGACCUCUCUGAAUGACACUGUAUCACUGUAUGAUCCCGAAGGUCGAUGUUCCUUGGAUGAAUGCAUACAGAUCGUCGAGGCGCAAGAUUACGAUUGGAUCAAGCCGACACCUUUGAUGCCAGUGGCAACACCGACACGUUUUGCCACCGGUACAUUUGGCGUUCACGGGACAGCAAAUGCCACAAGAUUACAACAGACUCCUUUCGACCAAGCCAAAGCGACAGCCGACAUGCCUAAGCUAACCCCAUUUGCUCGGGUUAAUAGGUCCGAAAACCGUCAAAGCCCGCAGCAAGCCCCAGGAAAACCUGGCUACAAGAAUUGGCGGCCUAUUGUGCAGAGAGAAGAACCAGCGGCACCGAAUCCACAAGCGGUACGAACGCCAAAGCCUUGCAAGCCAACCCAUGUUCAAGGCGUCAACUUCAACGCCGGCCUGCCUUCCUACGAAGACGCCACGCGUCAAAAUCCGUUUGCAGUGAAGACAAGCAAGGGAGAGAAAGACAAGAAAUCCGCUCAUACUAGACUCGACGUUAGUGACAGAAUCCUCGGCCAUCGAACUAAAGAACCGCCUGUUCUACGAGCACCCUUGCCCGCAGUUGGCAAAGCCCCAAAGGGAGGAAGCCCGAGAGUGGAAGCUCUAUCAGUCGUCAGAGCUGGCCCCCUAGCCAGCAUUCGCGGACGGCAGCCGCAGAACCCUCGGCAACUCGUACGUCGUUCCCGCGAACACACCAUGAACAUCGACCGCGCCCAGAACGCUGGCGUCCGCAAAAGGCGGGAGCAGCUGGACCGGCAGGCAGAGAGGAAUAGGCGAGUGGCUGACCUCAAGAGAGGCGCAUGUGACGUUGCGAAAGGCUACUUCGUAAUCUAUCGUGCGCUCUUCGGCUUGGCGUUCGAGGGACUUGCCGUGGGCAGCGAACGCAUCUAUAAGAUGUUCAACGACCAAUCUGGCGCACGAAAAGCUUUGGAACAUGCAAUCCCCAACAUGAAUGCCAAUGCGCAGCUCAUGGCUAGCAUGCAGAGGCAGUCCCUCAGAGCUGCGUCCAGCAACAGACUUACGGCUGGCGUCAAACAGCGCUCUUUUAGGGUCUACACGGAUGAAGAAAUGAUGGAUCAUCAGCUCAUGCUACCGCGAAGGCGAUAG